Messenger RNA from Pipra filicauda (Wire-tailed manakin), 6778 nucleotides. It is a transcript of the gene ROCK1, whose product is annotated as Rho associated coiled-coil containing protein kinase 1. Gene Ontology annotation, biological process: cortical actin cytoskeleton organization; peptidyl-threonine phosphorylation; regulation of cell junction assembly. The transcript is spliced from 34 exons. Gene Ontology annotation, molecular function: Rho-dependent protein serine/threonine kinase activity; ATP binding; small GTPase binding. The coding region runs from base 1148 to 5248 and encodes 1366 amino acids. Gene Ontology annotation, cellular component: cytoplasm; cytoskeleton. The record is from RefSeq and is a predicted model, not a curated record. Lineage: Eukaryota; Metazoa; Chordata; Aves; Passeriformes; Pipridae.
CAAUUCUGUGACUGAUUCCGUGAUUCCUUCCCUGGCGUGCGCCCGUUCCAACCCCCUCGCGCGCGCGCGCACCUCCCGCCGCCGUCCCGUGCCGUCCCCGCCCGCACCGGAGCCGUUCCCCCGCGCAUGCGCCCCGCGCCGCCGUGCCGACUGUUCAAACGGAAGGCGGACAUGUUGGUGCCUCUCGCAGGUUUCCUCGCAGCCGCCGGACCUCACGCUCUGCCCUCCCCUUAAGCCGCCUCCUUUCCUCCUCCCCUCGCACGCCGCAAGCCUCGGGUCGGUCCUGCAGCAGUCCAAGCUGCCCUCCCGUGCGUGAGGCGGAGCGGGGAGCGGAGCCGGCGUUGGCAGCAGCGGGAGGCAGCGAGGAGGAGGAGGAGGAGAGAGGAAGAAAGAUGCUGCUGCCGCCGCUCCGCCGGUGAGGUGACUCGUCCGCCAUCCGCGGGGGCACUCGCCUUGUGCCUUCCUCGUUUCCUCGCCCCGUGCCCACGGACGGACCGACCCCACGGCGCUGAGACACGCCGCCGAGAGGAUUCUCUUAAGUUUGAUUUUUUUUUUUCAUCCGCUCUGCCUUGUUGGUGUGGUGUGCCUGCAGGAUUUUAGGAUUUUGCCUUUUUUCUUUUCUUUCUUUUUUUUUUUUUUUUCCUUUUCUGUUGUUUCUUCUGGUUCACCGGAAAGAAAGCCACGCUCCGGAACCUGGCACCGACCCGCCGGCGCUGCAGCAGCAGGGCGAGGAGGAGGGACCGCUACGCUGGAUCCCAGGGCGGCUUCCCCGGCUGGGAAAAUGGGAAUGCUGAGACGGUGGGGCCCGAGCAGAGGAGGGAGGGAGAGGAAACCUGCUGCUGCGGAGCUGUGAGCAUCCCGGGAAGCUGCGUGCGUGCCUGGAGAAGCGGGGGGAGAAGCAGCCUCGUCUCCCCCGCCCUGCCGCGGACUCCCCUUGGGUUUUCUGCCCCCUUGGCGGGGACUUGCCCCAGAGACUGCCGUGAUUGAAGGGAUCUCCCAGGAGGCGCUUCCUCAGCCGGGUACAGGCUGUGUGGUUUCUCUUUUGUGCUCGCCUGUUCCUGUUUUUUGUUUUUUCUUUUUUUAAACAUUACCAUUUUUUUAACCUUACUUUGCUCUGGAAUAAGGGAAACUUUUUAUCUCCGGAAACAUGUCGACGGGAGAAAGUUUUGAGUCUCGCUUUGACAAAAUCGACGUGACUUUGAAGGACCCCAAAUCCGAAGUGAACGUGGACUGUUUGCUGGAUGGAUUAGAUGCUUUGGUAUAUGACUUGGAUUUUCCUGCCUUAAGAAAAAACAAAAACAUUGAUAACUUCUUAAACAGGUAUAAAGACACGGUAAAUAAAAUGAGAGAUCUGCGCAUGAAAGCUGAGGACUAUGAAGUGGUGAAGGUGAUCGGUAGAGGGGCAUUUGGGGAGGUUCAGUUGGUAAGGCAUAAAUCCUCAAGGAGAGUGUAUGCUAUGAAGCUUCUGAGCAAAUUUGAGAUGAUAAAAAGGUCAGAUUCUGCAUUCUUCUGGGAAGAAAGGGAUAUUAUGGCUUUUGCUAAUAGUCCCUGGGUUGUUCAGUUAUUUUAUGCAUUCCAAGAUGACCGUUACCUUUACAUGGUGAUGGAAUACAUGCCUGGUGGGGACCUUGUGAAUUUAAUGAGUAACUACGAUGUUCCAGAGAAAUGGGCCAGAUUUUACACUGCUGAAGUUGUACUUGCAUUAGAUGCAAUUCACUCAAUGGGUUUUAUACACAGAGAUGUGAAGCCUGAUAAUAUGCUGCUAGAUAAAGCUGGUCAUUUAAAAUUAGCUGAUUUUGGUACUUGUAUGAAGAUGAACAAGGAAGGUAUGGUACGAUGUGAUACGGCUGUGGGAACACCAGACUAUAUCUCUCCUGAAGUACUGAAGUCCCAGGGAGGUGAUGGUUACUACGGGCGAGAAUGUGACUGGUGGUCAGUUGGAGUCUUCUUGUAUGAGAUGCUUGUAGGGGAUACACCUUUUUAUGCAGAUUCUUUGGUUGGAACGUAUAGUAAGAUUAUGAACCAUAAGAACUCCCUUACUUUCCCCGAUGACAAUGACAUUUCUAAAGAGGCAAAAAACCUUAUUUGUGCCUUUUUAACUGAUAGGGAAGUGAGACUGGGACGAAAUGGUGUAGAAGAGAUUAAACGGCACCUUUUCUUCAAAAAUGAUCAAUGGGCUUGGGAAACGCUCAGAGACACUGUAGCACCAGUUGUGCCUGACUUAAGUAGUGACAUUGACACUAGUAAUUUUGAUGAUCUGGAAGAAGACAAAGGAGAGGAAGAAACAUUUCCCAUACCGAAAGCAUUUGUGGGCAACCAGCUUCCUUUCGUAGGAUUUACGUAUUACAGCAACCGUCGAUAUUUAGCUGCCUCUGCAGAAAAUUCCAAUGAUAACAGAACAGGCCCCACUGUGGACAAAAGUGUGCUGGAAAAUAUGCAGAAGAUGAUCUAUGAGUUGGAAGAACAGCUACAUAAUGAAAUGCAGUUGAAAGAUGAAAUGGAGCAAAAGUGCAGAUCUUCAAACAUAAAACUUGACAAGAUAAUGAAAGAACUGGAUGAAGAGGGAAAUCAGAGGAAGAACUUGGAAACAACAGUGUCUCAGAUUGAGAAGGAAAAGAUGGUAUUGCAACAUAAGAUAAAUGAGUAUCAAAGAAAAUUUGAACAAGAGAAUGAAAGAAGACGAAAUGUGGAAAAUGAAGUGUCCACACUAAAAGAUCAGAUGGAAGACUUGAAAAAAAUCAGCCAGCAUUCACAAAUUUCAAAUGAGAAGAUAACACAAUUACAAAAACAACUAGAAGAAGCAAAUGAUUUGCUGAGGACAGAAUCUGAUACAGCAGCAAGACUGAGGAAGGGUAACACAGAAAUGAGCAAGUCAUUAAGUCAGUUAGAAUCACUGAAUAGAGAACUGCAGGAAAGGUGCAGAGUUCUGGAAAGCACAAAACUGCAGGUGGAGAAAGAUUAUUACCAACUGCAAGCAGCUUUGGAGUCGGAACGAAGGGACAAAAGUCAUGGAUCUGAAAUGAUUGGAGAGCUACAGGUUCGGAUUACAACUUUACAAGAAGAAGUAAAAAACAUUAAAAACAAUCUCGAAAGAGUGGAAGCGGAAAGAAAACAAGUACAGGAUAUGCUUAAUCAUUCAGAAAAGGAAAAGAAUAAUUUAGAGAUAGAUUUGAACUACAAGCUCAAAUCAUUACAAGACAGAUUAGAACAGGAGGUCAAUGAGCACAAAGUGACUAAAGCUCGGUUAACUGACAAACAUCAGUCAAUAGAGGAGGCAAGAUCAGUUGCAAUGUGUGAAAUGGAAAAAAAGGUAAAGGAAGAACGGGCAGCAAGAGAAAAGGCAGAAAAUCGAAUAGUUCAAGCUGAAAAACAGUGUUCCAUGUUGGACUUUGAUCUGAAACAAUCUCAGCAGAAACUGGAACACCUUCUUCAGCAAAAGGAGAGACUGGAAGAUGAAGUAAAGAAUCUGACAUUUAAGCUAGAACAGGAGACAAAUAAGCGAAUAAUGGCACAGAAUGAAUUAAAGGCACAAGCUUUUGAAGCUGAUAACUUAAAGAGCUCCGAGAAGCAGCUGAAACAGGAAAUCAAUACCUUGUUGGAAGCAAAGAGGUUACUGGAAUUCGAAUCGGCUCAACUUACUAAGCAGUACAGAGGAAAUGAAUGUCAAAUGCGUGAGCUUCAGGAUCAGCUUGAAGCUGAGCAGUAUUUUUCGACACUUUACAAAACUCAGGUUAAGGAACUGAAAGAGGAAAUUGAUGAAAAGAAUAAAGAAACGCAAAGAAAAAUGCAGGAGUUGCAAAAUGAAAAAGAAACACUCACUACCCAGCUGGAUUUAGCUGAAACCAAAGCUGAGUCAGAACGGUUGGCACGAGCACUCCUUGAAGAACAGUACUUUGAAUUGAGUCAGGAAAGCAAAAAAGCAGCAUCAAGACACAGGCAAGAAUUGACUGAUAUGGACAGCAUCAUAAGAAGGCUGGAAGAAACCAAUAAUACAUUAACCAAAGAUGUUGAUUUGAUAACAAAGGAAAACACAGAGAUCAAUGAAAAAUUUAAGAAACAGGAGGAAGAUUACAAAAUGAAAAAAGAGGAGGAAAUCAAUAAUAUUAGAAUGCAUUAUGAGAAGAGCAUAAGCAAUGAAAGAACUUUGAAGACACAGGCUGUCAACAAACUGGCUGAGAUAAUGAAUCGGAAAGAUUUUAAAAUAGACAGGAAAAAAGCUAACAUGCAAGAUUUGAGGAAGAAAGAGAAGGAAAACCGAAAGCUACAGUUAGAACUUAAUCAAGAAAAAGAGAAAUUCAAUCAGAUGGUAGUGAAAUACCAAAAGGAGCUCAAUGAAAUGCAAGCGCAACUAGCAGAAGAAUCUACGUACAGGAACGAGCUCCAGAUGCAGCUGGACAGUAAAGAGAGUGACAUAGAACAACUACGAAGGAAAAUUGUGGAUCUCCAGCAAGGAAUGGAUUCUACCAGUGUUGCUAGUCUCCCGACAGAUGAAACGGAUGGAAAUAUUUCAGAAUCAAGACUUGAAGGUUGGCUUUCAGUACCAAACAAAGGAAAUAUAAAGCGGCAUGGCUGGAAGAAACAGUAUGUUGUGGUGAGCAGUAAAAAGAUACUGUUCUACAAUGAUGAAAAAGACAAGGACCAGUCUAAUCCGUCUAUGGUACUAGAUAUAGAUAAGCUGUUUCAUGUCCGGCCUGUAACUCAAGGAGAUGUAUAUAGAGCUGAAACUGAAGAAAUUCCUAAAAUAUUCCAGAUUCUCUAUGCUAAUGAGGGGGAAUGCAGGAAGGAUUUGGAGGUAGAACCAGUACAGCCGGCAGAGAAGACAAAUUUUCUAAAUCACAAGGGCCAUGAAUUUAUUCCCACAUUAUACCACUUUCCAGCCAACUGUGAGGCCUGUGCCAAACCUCUUUGGCAUGUCUUCAAACCCCCUGCUGCCCUAGAAUGUCGAAGAUGCCAUGUGAAGUGCCACAGAGACCACUUGGAUAAAAAGGAGGAAUUAAUUGCACCAUGCAAGGUGAGUUACGAUGUAACUUCAGCAAGAGAUAUGCUAUUAUUGGCAUCCUGUCAAGAUGAACAGAAGAAGUGGGUGACUCAUUUAGUAAAGAAGAUCCCUAAGACACCACCAUCUACUUUUGUUCGUGCUUCUCCUAGAACUAUGUCUACAAGAUCCUCAGCAAAUCAGUCAUUCCGAAAAGUUGUUAAAAAUACUUCUGGGAAAACCAGGCAGUAUAGCAGAACUUGCCCUCGGUGAUGGAGUCCUACCAUCUAACCACAUGUACAGUGCUUAACGGAAUCUCAUGGGAUGCAGUCAGAGAAACAGGGCUUUUUUUAACCACACAGAGCAGUGCAGACAGGCUGUUGUUCUUUUCAACGUAACUAUCACAGGCUUCAGGGUUAAGAUUGCUAUUACUGUCUCCUCCUUGCUUUGGCACAAAAGCACGCUGAGGGUGUUUAAUUGCGGGUUUGCCUCAAGGUAGAUUAGAUUAAUUAUUACUAUGUAAUGCAAGUUAAAGCAAAUAAAGCUUAGCUAGGUGUAUAAAAAAAAAGAGGUGCUGCCUUUUUGGAUUUUUAAAAAAAGCCUGUCAAUCACAAUGAAAUGCAGCCAACUUUCUUCAUACCAGUGAAAGAAAAGGACUGUUAACCCUGUGAAGGGGAUAUUUAUGUCAAGAUGAGCAUAUGAAACCGAGUAGAAGAGGAAGGUUUCUCAAUGAGAAGGACUGCAAUUGCUUUCAAGACUCUAAGUUGUGCUCUUGAAGACUGCAGAACUAGCUUAAAAUGAAGCCUUAUCACUUGAACUUCAGUGCCUUCACUGCAGAGUUCUUUACAGCCUUAAUGCUAACCACCCACUAUGGAAUGGAUCAAAGUGUUAAAUAUUUUGCAUUAUGCUUUACAAAAUACUGAUGCAGCAGGUUUGUAAAGGGGGGAAACAAGUAAUUGCCUUUAAUCUAUGCAUUUUUGCCAAGCCAUACUGAAUUAUUUUAUUGUUAGAGGCAUUAGAAACUAACAGCAAAAAGAACCACGGAGUUUGGAAGCAUAUUUUGGGGUACAUCAUUUCUAUAACUGUAUAAUGUAUUGCCUUACAAUUUUAAAUGAUAACGUACAUUAAGUUAACAAACAUUUAAGAAAUAUAUGCACUGUUUGAACUGUAAAUUAUUCUUAGAACACUUUUACUUGGUUUUACAUUGAUCUUUUAGUGCCUUGAUUUGAGAUAAUUGUAUUAUUGCCAUGUCAAUAAAUGUAGAAACCUAAAACUAAAGAAACCUCUAAAAAACUGUUGCAUAUCAGUAGUUUUUACUGAAUUUUAAUUGGUUGAAGUAUUUGUAGAUGCUAGAUGCAUUUUCUAAAUUAAGUACAAUCUUUGAAUGAGAAUUCCUCUUACAAAGAAAGACUGAUUCUGGUUCAUAAGCCAAGAGAUGUGUAGGCAAUGCAAAAAAAAAAAGCAUAUGACGCAAAACUCUGGAUAAUUCAGGAAUUUCAGUAAAUGCUGUCAGACUCUUGCUUUGUAGCAGGAAUACAUUCAUGGUAUGGGCAGUAUGGUUUUAUUUUAUUUUAUUUCUUAACCAAAUACCUCCUCAGUAAUUUAUAAUGGCUUUGCAGUUAUGUAUUAAAUAAGAAGCACUGGAAAACUGAUUCGUCCUUGGGACGAUUUGCAUGUUUCAAGUGGUAUUGAAAGCCGCACUGAUGGAUAUGUAAUAAUAAACAUAUCUGUUAUUAAUAUGGUAAUGACUCUGUGCUCAUUUAAUGAGAAAUAAAGUAAUUUAUGGAAAGACCCUUUUGAAAA